AUGCAACAUGUGAUACCAUUUCUAAAAAAUGAAGAAAAUGUUAUCGAUCCGGAUGAAGUAAUAUUUGUCUAUGACAAAGCACCAUGCAUGCGAGCAAAUAUGACUCAACAUUUGCUUCAAGACAAUAACAUCAAAUUCUGGGGAAAUUACACUUGGUCCGGAAACUCGCCUGAUCUAAAUGUGGCUGAACAUAUUGGAACAGUAAUUAAAAAUGAAGUUGAAAAAAAAAUGCUAUCAGAAACGGAACAUGAUCGUUAUCGAGGAGAAACUUUGAAGAAACGCAUUUCAGAUGUUUUGAAAAAUAUGGAAACGGAUAUUGAAUUAUUUGAAACUCUCUUAUGUUCGUAUCCGUCACGUCUUCGUACUGUAAAGAAUGCUAACGGUCGUCAUACUGAUUAUUGA
Molecule: messenger RNA, 402 nt
Organism: Rotaria sp. Silwood1
Lineage: Eukaryota; Metazoa; Rotifera; Eurotatoria; Philodinida; Philodinidae
Source: the annotation of a GenBank genome assembly